Molecule: messenger RNA, 1836 nt
Organism: Fonsecaea multimorphosa CBS 102226
Lineage: Eukaryota; Fungi; Ascomycota; Eurotiomycetes; Chaetothyriales; Herpotrichiellaceae
Exons: 7
Coding region: 1-1836 (611 amino acids)
Source: RefSeq, a predicted model, not a curated record
AUGCAUCUCAUAUUCCUCAUUGCCACCUCCCUAUUAGCAAGUUGCUCUGCCCAUUCUCAGUAUAACCCACAGCCAUAUCCACCUGUGCUCCGGUCCCGUCAAGCUUCUUUUGGAAACAGCUCUUCGCUACAAGUUGACCUUGGCUACGAGGUGUACCAGGGCUAUACUAACUCAACUACGGGGUUGAACCUGUGGAAAGGUAUCCGGUUCGCGGCUCCUCCAACUGGCUCCAACAGAUGGCAAGCUCCUCAAGCUCCUCAAACAAACCGUGUUUCUGUAAUCCAAGCGACCCAGUUUGGUCCAAUAUGUCCGCAAAACCAGGAUACAACAAACACCCUGGUGCCUCUUAACAGUACAGGGUCGAGUGAGGAUUGUUUGUUUCUCAAUGUAUAUGCUCCGCCAAAUCCUUCCAGUCCGCUCCCCGUGCUGUUCUAUAUUCAUGGCGGAGGCUAUGGAAGAGGAAACGGUCAGCAGGACCUGUCAGCUAUCAUCAACGCUAAUAACAACUCCUUCGUUGGUGUGACCAUCCAGUACAGGCUUGGUGCCUUUGGGUUUCUGGCCGGAGAUGAAAUUUUCCGGAAUGGGGUGGUCAACGCAGGCUUGCUAGACCAACAUUUCGCGUUGCAGUGGACGCAGAGAUACAUCUCUCUGUUUGGGGGGGAUCCCAACCACGUAACGAUAGCAGGGCAAUCGGCAGGCGCCGGGUCCGUCAUGCUGCAUGACAUGGCGUUUGGUGGCUCGCUUGGCCAGUCGCUUUUCAGAAAUACGAUCGCCUCAUCGCCAUAUCUACCUAUGCAGUACGGAUAUAAGGACUGGCAGCCUUCGCAGGCAUAUUACGUCUUUGCCUCAAUGGUCGGUUGCGCACCGACCUUGCCCUAUGGUGCACACCCAAACACAAUCUUUGACUGUCUUGUCAGUCAAGAUUCGACCACACUACAAAACGCAAGCGCCACCCUGUCCGAGUCUGGGAAAUAUGGGACUUGGGCUUUCUUGCCGGUAACGGACGGCAUCUUUGUCCAAGAUCUUCCCAGUCGCCAGCUUUUGCGGAAAGAGCUUAAUGGGCUAAAUUUGCUGGUGAGCAAUAACGCUCUUGAGGGACCAGCAUAUACCCAGCCCAAUAUUACGACCGAAGACGACCUAGUGGCGUGGUUACAGCUGACGUUUCCGCUGUUCACAAACGAUGACAUUGCAAAAGUUCUUCUCUAUUAUCCAAGUUCGAAUGACUCGACAGACCCCGAUGCCCCACUGUAUGCUUCUUCUGGUUCUGGGCUACCGAGUUUCAUCAACCAGAGCAGCGUUGCCACAGGACAGCAGCAAAGAGCCUUUGCUAUAUAUUCGGAAACGACCUUUGUUUGCCCUUCGUACUGGAUGGCAGAGGCAUACAGUGAUCACGGACGCAAUUCAUUCAAAUAUCAAUAUUCCGUACCUAUUGCCGUUCAUGGAAGCGAUCUGACGGCAUACUUUGGGCCGCCAACACCGAAUCAAAGCCCGGACUUUGUCAACGCAGCCAUGAAGAUUUGGGGCGCUUUCAUCACGUCGGACAACCCAUCUAUCCCCAGUGCUAUUGCCAACGGACUUUCGUCCAACAGCACCCUAAGCAAUCCGGCUUCUGAUUGGCCUCCGUUCAAGAUGUACUCGCCGUAUCAGAUCAACCUCAACAUCACUGGGGGCACACCGUUCGCAUUCAAUUUGUCUUACAUCCAAGCUAACUUGACGGAAUACGGGGAACCGGGCCUGGUGAACAACUUCACCUUGGUCAAUGCGUAUACAUGGGAAGCUGGGAGAGGAUAUCGCUGUGACAUGUGGAGGAGCCUAGGGUCGAUCGUGCCCGAGUGA